AUGGUGCUCAAAUAUAACUAUUUUUUUUAUGCAAAUGUUUGUCACGUUUGUAAAAGAUUUGGGAAAGGAAUCUCUUUGAAAAGAUGUGGUAAUUGUACUAUGAUUUCUUACUGUUGUAAAGAACAUCAAAAAAUACAUUGGUCACAGCAUAAAGAUUUAUGUAAAGCAAUAUACAGUGUUUUAAAGGAUAGCAAAAUAGACUUUUUAAAUAUUAAACAAGAUAUUAAUACAGAAACCUGGGUACAAAUGAAAAUGAAUUUUAUGUUACUAGUAGCAAUAAAAAUUGGUAGAAAAUUAGAACAUUAUGAAGAACAAAUGUUCAAAUUUCUUAGAUCAUGCAUUGUAUGUCAUGAUCAAAAUAUAAAAGUUCUUGAAGAUUGUCCUAAUUGUCCAAAUAACAGUUUUUGUGUGAAGCACAAAGAUGACACAAUACAUGACAAAGUUUGUAAUCUUAUGAAGUUGUGCUUUAAUUUAGAUGUAAUUUUAAUAACAUACAAAAGAAAAAUACCAAAAAUUGAAGUACCAUACAAUACAAAUCAUACAAAUUUACCACAAAGCAUGAAAGAUUUUAUAGAUUGUUAUAUUAAGCCACAAAGAAAUUCACAGGUAUCAAAGAUAGAAGAAACAAUAAUUGAUACAGAAUAUUUAACACGACCUUUAACAUUUCUUUAUGCAUUACAAAAAUUAAAAUAUAUUUUAAAAAGUAAUAGUAUCAUUAUACAUAUUACUGCAGCCAAUGUGAUAGAUACUGAGGGUAUAGAAAUUUGGGAAAUUUUAUUACAUUGGUUACCAAAUAUAACAAUAAUAAAAAUUUGUCUGAUAGGACCUGAAUUAUCUAUAGGUUCUAUGUUAAUGAAUUUAUGUAAAAAUUGUCAGUAUAACAAUAAACAAUUUUCAAUUCAAGUAUAUGAUAUGCUUUAUGAGAAUUAUGCAAAGAGUGAUUUUUAUACAAAACCAAAUUUUAUUAUUGGAUAUAAUGCAGGAAUACAUGAAUGUGAAGAUUUUAAAUCUGUAAAUUAUACAUGGAGACAAUCUUUGAAAAUAAUAGCUAAACAAAACUGCCCAUUGAUCUUAACAUCUUAUACUUUAUCUGAAGCAAAAAAAGAACAAAUCAGACUUAAUGAAAUUUUAAAUAACUGUAUAAAAUGUUCAUAUUUUGAACAAAAUCCAUUUUCCAGUUUAAGACCAUACAGAGAUUUUGAGACUGAAGGAAUAUAUUACCAAAAUCAAUAUAUAAUCAUGUAUAAGAAUUUAAAUACACUGUAA
Molecule: messenger RNA, 1266 nt
Organism: Eufriesea mexicana
Lineage: Eukaryota; Metazoa; Arthropoda; Insecta; Hymenoptera; Apidae
Exons: 1
Coding region: 1-1266 (421 amino acids)
Source: RefSeq, a predicted model, not a curated record